CUCAGAAAGAAACUGAUGCCAAACCUGCCUUUCUGAUCGCGCUCUGAAACUGCGGCGAUGAAACUCGCAAGAUUUCUAUCAAUUCCCAUUCUAUCUGUGCUCUUCUUAGUGGGCGUUCUGUACUAUGUGACAGUCUUCAUCUUCAUAGACGACUGGUUGAGUUUGCAGACCUCUGCUGGCUCUUUGAAUGCUCUGAUCUUCACUUUCUUCGCUUCUCUCUGCAUUUUCUCCUACUUUGUCUGCGUUCUCAAGGACCCCGGUACUGUCCCCUCCUCAUAUGUCCCCGAUGUUGAAGAAAAUCAACUUUCUGAUCAAGAAUCCGGGAGAAUUGGUGUACAAGCAGUGAAAUGUGACAAGUGUUUGGGACACAAACCUCCUAGGGCUCAUCAUUGCCGUGUCUGUAAAAGAUGUAUUUUGAGGAUGGACCAUCACUGUCUCUGGAUAAAUAAUUGUGUGGGUCAUAAGAAUUACAAGUCCUUUGUUCUUCUAGUCUUCUAUGCCACUGUUGCUAGUACCUAUUCUUCGAUUAUGUUAAUAAGCAGCAUACUUGAUAAAGAAUGGAGUUCUUCUCGUGUCAAUGGAUGGAAUCCUAUGACUUCUCUCAAGCUCUUUUACGUUACUUCUGGGGUCAUGAUUUUUGGCUUAACCUUGACAUUGGGAACUCUCCUUAGCUGGCAUAUUUACCUCAUUGCUCAUAAUAUGACAACCAUAGAGUACUAUGCGGGAAGUAGAGCAUCUUGGUUGGCAAGAAAAUCAGGGGUGACCUAUCGUCAUGCCUUUGAUGUUGGAACUUACAAAAAUAUAACUCUGGUUUUAGGUCCAAACAUGCUGAAAUGGCUAUGCCCCACAGCUGUGAACCAUGUCAAAGAUGGUCUUACCUUUCCAACAUUACGUGAUAAUUCAUGAACUGAUCUGCAUCAGCAAAUGCUUGUGCAAAAAGGGUUUCAUCAUUCCUCAGAAUCAUCACAUCGGAAAUUUGGCAUCUAUAUUCCCUUAUUAUCAGAUAUGGAAGUGAAAUGCAUUUGGGAGAGUUAAACAUGAGUGGCAAGCGGGAGAUACAGAUCUCUGUCAAUAACUCUCACAAUGUUCUGAAGUUCAAUUUGGUGAUUGUUACUCCCGAAAAACAUAUCACAAGGUCAGAUAAUGCCGAUGAAUUACGUAGUACACCAUUCAUAACUUUUGCUUACAAUGUUCGUCUUUGAGAAUAUACAAGAACUGCAGAUCUGCUUGAUGCCCUGACUUACAGGAAGGUAGUAGAAUACUAAUGUCCCGAUUUCUUAUAAAUUCCUUAUAUCCCUCUUCGCCUAUUUCAUUUCAAGUUGUUCAUAUAGACUGGAAUUAUAACCUCGUUUAUUUCAGCUUACCCUGUAUAACUGCUACAAAAUGUAGAUAUCUUUAUACAUAAUUAACAGCGCUUUACGGGCUAGAUAUGUUUCUCGAA
This is a messenger RNA of Ipomoea triloba (trilobed morning glory), 1441 nucleotides long. Its product is annotated as probable protein S-acyltransferase 15. The transcript has 7 exons. Bases 58 to 906 code for a protein of 282 amino acids. Gene Ontology annotation, molecular function: palmitoyltransferase activity. The record is from RefSeq and is a predicted model, not a curated record. NCBI's taxonomy places the organism in Eukaryota, Viridiplantae, Streptophyta, Magnoliopsida, Solanales, Convolvulaceae.